CUUGCUGCUCUCUCUUACCUCCCUCCUCCACGUUUGUGCGCCAUCUUCGUGAUACCCUUUGAGACUCGACCAUCAUCGUCCCCCUCUAUCCCCAUUGUUCCGCUACCGUUGCAACUCUUCCGCAAAAAAGAAAAGCCGAUAUUGUGGUUUUGGUGGGAGCUAGUCUGUUGAGAGAAACGCCCGCAGCAGACCUUGACCACGACCGAAUUCUGCCAGAUAAACAAACGAAAAAACUCGAGUCUCUUCGCUCCACACACCUCGAGUCGCGGCCGCAGAUUCAGCCCGUCUAUAGACUGCCAGUCGAACAAUUUACCAAAUUCUCAACUUCAAUACAAAUUACCAGUCGCAAUCAUGAUGUCCGGCGAGGCAUGGCUGUACCUGUUGGCGGUACUAAUUAAUGCCGUCAACCUCUUCCUACAAGUGUUUUUCACGAUCAUGUACAGUGAUCUGGAAUGGUGAGUUCUGUCCUUUCUACCAUUUUGCCGCCCACCCACUUUCGCCAUAUGCGGAUUGCGUAUUUGGCACAGGCACCAGCAAAAGUAUCUGCUAUUGAUAAUCCAUGCUAACCCGACGGCAUAAUAGUGACUACAUCAACCCAAUCGACCUCUGCAACCGUCUGAACACGUAUAUCAUUCCUGAAGCUGCAGUUCAUGGCUUCUUGACUUUCCUCUUCCUUAUCAACGGGUACUGGGUCGCACUCAUUCUCAACCUGCCACUCCUGGCAUUCAACAUCAAGAAGUACGUCCCAUAAUUUCGAAGCAUAUAUGGCUCAUGGCAUUGCAAAUACCUGGCAAUAGACGAGAAAGAGCUUUGCUAACGUAGGAUACAGAAUCGUCGACAACGCACAUUUACUAGAUGCCACGGAGAUUUUCAGAAAACUCAACGUUCACAAGAAGGUAAUAUAACUUUGCUUGGCAAAUAUCAAAUAAUUGGUGUACUAACACUCCAAUAGGAAUCAUUCAUCAAACUUGGUUUCCAUCUUAUAAUGUUCUUUUUCUACCUAUACAGCAUGAUUGGUAUGUACCCCACACCACCUCCCAGUUGCUUUUGAUAUUUUCAAGAAUCAUACUAAACGUCCAUAGUUGCCCUCAUCCGCGACGAGUCUCAUUGACUUACCACCUCAAUUUCUUGCCCAGGGUAAUUUCGAAGAGUAAGAAGCUUUGAACUGCUGUGUUAGGCAAAAGUAGACAUGUGAACGAAUGGUCUGAGGGCGGUUUUCCUUGUACGAGGAGGGGAAUUAAAACGGGUUGGGAAUGUGUAUAGCGAUGAUAAGAUGGCAGGAUAAUUACUUGAGCGAAGAUAUGCAACGAUGAUACGACGUUAAGGGUUCCGGAGCCGUGCUUCCUUGGUGUGUUAUUAAGGGUAUUGGGUGGUGCAUAUUUCCACUUUGGGGACUUCUGGUGGAAGUCGUGAGAUGAUAGAUACCUGUGUAUGCAGUAUAAUGGCAUACUCUCAAUCUGGAUUUUUCAACUUUGUCG
Molecule: messenger RNA, 1478 nt
Organism: Hymenoscyphus albidus
Lineage: Eukaryota; Fungi; Ascomycota; Leotiomycetes; Helotiales; Helotiaceae
Source: the annotation of a GenBank genome assembly